AUGUCAGUUAAUAUUCACAGGAGGCGGUCGGGACGUGCUCUGGACCGCGAGAGCCACGAGGGCAAGCAGGACACAAACUUGGAGCCCUCGGAGGUCAACCAAAAUGAAAAUAAUAACCGAAACUCGAUUUUGCGAAACUCAAGUGAACCGGUUCUGGAGUCGGUAACCGAUCAGGAGGUGGUAGAAGUACUUUCUGACGAAGGAGACAGCAUAGAACCGCUUUCUAUGCUCAGCGAUCACGAAGAUAUUGAAAUAACCGGCGUAAAUAUGGUUCCGCAAUCGAGGAUAUUUCCAUCCAGAAUCCGCCACCGUCGAAUACGGCCUCAUACCCGGAAUGUCCGUCUACGGCGUGACCAGGACACGUCUAGCGAUGAUAUACAGAUUGUGGAUGAAAGACCGGUGCUGCCGCUGGCUCAGUUUGACGAUACCGAGGAAUUCCGCCGGGCUCUCAUGGGACGGUUUGGAACCCUCGAGAGUCCUAUUGGCACAUUUGAGGGCGAUUUCGGCCGGGUGGUUUCGGUGAUCACAGGUAUGAACCGGUGGCGGCGGCUGGCGGAUUUUGGUUCCACUCCUCGUCGUCAUCUUCGUCGCCGCCGGCCGGUGCGAUACACUUCGGAACCUCAGUACGAACUAGAAUUUCCGUUUCUUGAGGGACCCAGCAGCGACGAGGCGAGUGCCAUGGAGAGGUCAAUUAUGGAGAGAAUCGACCGCGAAAACGACCGAGAUUUGGAUGGAAAGUUGCGCCAGGAAAACAAGUAUAAUACAAAACAGCUCCAUGCUAAGCAAGCCAUAGCUGCAAACGAGCACCAUGGAUACACCAACGAUAUCAAUUCCCAAACCGCAUUUACAUGUGAGCUUUGUGCCGUUCCGUUGGGCACAGGAAUCCCCGAGGAGUUCACUCCGAAUCCGAAAUACGAUGCAAAUUUGGAACGUUAUAGCAGGCUCUAUAGAGUUCAAGCACCGUGGUUUUGUUCACGGCAAAUCUCCCCGGUGGACAUUGAUUUGUCUAAGAGGGUGUUUGUUGCCAAAUGUGGACAUGUAUAUUGCGGGCGAUGCAUAAAGAACAUUGGCAAUCGUCCUCGCCAAAAGCGUGCCAGCAAGCAAUUGACGAUAGAAAAUCCAGGGUUGAGUUGUCCUCGACGGUGUCCUGCUCCGGAAUGCAAUCUGGAGUUUCGGGGCAAGCGAACAUUCACCGAGUUGUACUUUUGA
Molecule: messenger RNA, 1209 nt
Organism: Meyerozyma guilliermondii ATCC 6260
Lineage: Eukaryota; Fungi; Ascomycota; Pichiomycetes; Serinales; Debaryomycetaceae
Gene: HEX3
Product: SUMO-targeted ubiquitin ligase complex subunit
Exons: 1
Coding region: 1-1209 (402 amino acids)
Cellular component (GO): SUMO-targeted ubiquitin ligase complex
Molecular function (GO): ubiquitin-protein transferase activity
Source: RefSeq, a predicted model, not a curated record